Messenger RNA from Colletotrichum chrysophilum, 936 nucleotides. RefSeq lists its product as uncharacterized. Gene Ontology annotation, biological process: proteolysis. The transcript has a single exon. The record is from RefSeq and is a predicted model, not a curated record. Bases 1 to 936 code for a protein of 311 amino acids. Lineage: Eukaryota; Fungi; Ascomycota; Sordariomycetes; Glomerellales; Glomerellaceae. Gene Ontology annotation, molecular function: serine-type endopeptidase activity.
AUGGUUCGCUUCACGGUUUCAGCUGCCGCGGCCGUGCUCGCCUUCUGCUCCCAGAUCAAUGCCACUCCUGUGAACGUUCGACAAGAAGAGGAAGUCCACCCCAUCGGCUUCGACGAGAGCUUCGCCCGACGUUUCCCCGCCGGCGCCGCCGUCCCUAAGGUCCAAACCCUCAACAUCGAUGAGCUCGUCCACAACUCCACUGAGGCCCCUGGAUUCACGCCUUUCCCUUUCGAAACCGAGGCCGGCGAGGUAGACAAGCGCUUUAUCAUUGGCGCCGACGACCGCCACCUUUGGAACGAUCCCAACUAUCCCUUUAUUGCAGUCGGCCGGCUGCUAUUCUCCAACGGCGUCUUUUGCUCCGGUGCGAUGAUCGGGCCCCGCCUUGUCCUUACGGCCAGGCACUGCUACGUUGAGGGCGUCCCCGGCGUCUUUGCCCCGGGCUAUGAUAACGGUAACCGUUACGGCGAGGCGCAGCUCACCAACGUCCUCUUUACUACCGGCCAGGAACCCGCCUCUGCCUGUGAUACCAAGGGAGAUUGGGCCAUAUAUGCUCUCGAUCAGCACCUCGGCGACCGUGUUGGAUACUUUGGUGCUAAGCUACCCGACCACAGCAUGCUGGACCAGCCUAAGUUCUUCCAUAUUGGCUAUCCGGGCGACAAGGACGGCGGCCGCCGCCCGUAUCGCCAGACCGAUAUCACCAUCCACUCGAAGCCUCGCACAUUCGACUGUGACUCAACUGGCCCCAUCUGGACCGAUGCUGACACAAUGGGCGGUCAGUCCGGCGGUCCCCUCUGGGAACUUGAUGGUAGUGGUAACCGGUGGAUUUGGGGCACCCUGUCUGUCGGUGUACAGAGCUCUACCGAAGCUUAUUCUGGCUUUGCUUCCGGCAACAACAUGGUCGACGGAAUCAUUUACAUGCGCAAUCAGUUCCCUUAA